This is a messenger RNA of Opisthorchis viverrini, 2124 nucleotides long. RefSeq lists its product as hypothetical. The record is from RefSeq and is a predicted model, not a curated record. NCBI's taxonomy places the organism in Eukaryota, Metazoa, Platyhelminthes, Trematoda, Opisthorchiida, Opisthorchiidae. The coding region runs from base 1 to 1821 and encodes 606 amino acids. The transcript has 8 exons.
AUGCAUGCCGACUCGGUAACGUGGAAACAUAACGGAACUAUUGGACCUUGCCUUCGUCAAAUGAAUCCGUCACCGUCUCUUUCCGCCAAUCGGUGCUCUACAGCACUGGUACUGGUAUUACUCUCAGAACGGCUGAAAAUUUGCUUCCUCCCGGAUCUGAAACUUCGGACACACACAAGUCCAAGUCAACAUCACAACGCGCGGACCCCAGCGCUACCUGCACGGGUCGGGAUCCAGGCACCGAAAUCAAAUAAGCAUAUGCGCACUCAUCCUGGAGACAGGCCUGAAGUUCGUCAUCGCAAAUCGGGGUCCCCAUCCAGGAAGACGGCAGUGACCAGCGCAACUGAGUUUGCUGGUAAAGGCUUUCAUACUUCGCUGCCAGGUCAUUGUUUGACCGCCUCUAGAUCUCUUUCACCCUUCAUGAGGUUGUGCGAAAAGAGCCCCUCGGGGAAGUCGGUCGACUGGCAUACGCAGCACGUGACCAAGCCAGCGCAACCUAUGCACUGUAUGCGCUUUCCUCUCGAUUUGACCAAAUGGAACAGCCUUUGUUUGCUUGCACAAAAUGCUUUCGAAACUUUCCGCAAUCAGAAAUGUCCCGCUCUGGCCAAAUGUGCAAGGUAUGGCACUAUUUGCCCCCGAUGUCAGUCACUAAAAUCCAAAUAUGGUGAACCGCAGCCAUGCUCAAUCUGUCACCUGCAGAACGCAUUCGGAAAUGCAUUAGUAUGCCAACGCUGUAUGCACUAUCGGGUUCGUUUUGGCGAACCUCGGGAAUGCCAGAACUGCGGACAGAUCCGCCAGAAAGUGGAUGGACAGAUACUGUGUUGGGUUUGCACGUACAAUUUCAAGCUGGCUCGUUCCCGUGAACGCUCUGACCAUGGUAGUAGCAAGCGCAGGAAUGAAUCGUCCGUGGAUUCGAGUCGGCUCAAGUCGCAACGUAGCGACCAGCUGAAACGUACCCGCUCGGACGACUACAAAACACUAAAAACGGAAGCAAACAUGUCUAGCUCUCAACCCACACCAUCUACCCAAACACAGAGCCUUGAUUCGGCCUAUAACGAACAUUUGCUAACCAUCAGUCAACUACAAGAUGAAGUAAAGGCUUUGAAACGCCAGCUAGCUAUCAAGGAUGCAGAACUACUGGCUAAAGAUCGUACUAUCGCGGACCUUCGAUCAGACAUGAUUGAAAUGAAGGACUCUCAUGAGGAUCGCUUGCUCAAAACCAAAGCUGCAGCCCAGAUGGAGCAGGAUCGACUAACGGCUACCAUCAAGCAGUUGCAAAAAGAAAAAGCUUCCAUCAGCCAGGGUCUCCGAAAACGCAAGAGCGCUUCCAAUUUGUCAGCCACCUCGGGCCUGCGAUAUUCAGCCUCUUCCGUUGCUCUGUUCAACCCCGACUCACCAACUCCAUUCAGCGUAGACCGGUCUGCGAGGAAAACUGGCAGACUAGCCACUCCAAAGCGUCCCGAGAAAGCGGUCUCUUCUGACGACCAAGAGGACACCGGAGUCCAGCGCAGUGUGACCUUCAGACCGACGAAGCCAAAUAAAGCCUUAUUCGAUAACGAUGACUCAACGACGGAUGCUGAUCAAUGGACACAUGAAAAGACCCCACCCGCUUCUGCAGAGGAAAGUAUGUCACCAGUAGGUCUGCAACUGAAAUCCGACUCCCCUGCAGAACCGCAAAAACAGUCAACUAGCUCUCCAAGCAUUUCUUCCGGUCCAGCGUCUGACGAUGAAAUCAGGAAAACGAACAAAUCUAGUUUAUUCAACCCGCGUGACCCUCUGGGUCUAGACACACCAACUGAAUCUGAAGAGGAAGAUUCUUAAACUGCAUCGUGCAACCCGGUCAGAAAUUCAGUCAAAAGCCUCUGCAUGCAUUUAUCCUCAACAGGCAUCUGGCCUAUUUUUGAAAGCCAGGCCGUGUAUUGUUUACACCCAUGAAUAGUCUUACCAGUUUUUUCCCUGCUAGUCAUGUAACCCGAUUAUCCAUAUGAGAAUGUAUCCAAAUUGUCGGCUGAAUCUGCACGCAGCAUUGAUUUCUUGUACAUUUCCACUGUGCUACCCCUACCAGACCAGCGAAAUUAGGCUAAUGUGCUAUUUUGUCCUGAAUGCAAUUCCGCUCUCCAGAUG